AUGGCCAGCAAUGUCAACGCUGAGGAAGCAGUUUUAAUAGCCACGGAGUAUAUUUCCAGUAUUGAUAACUUGCAUAAUGAGGUCCAGUUCCUCAUGGGAGAAAUCAAGCAAAAAGACUAUGAAGUCGUUGAACUGGAAUCAAAGAUACACAAAAAGACUCAAGAUAUCUUUAGCCGUAAGGGUAACAACUCGGGCCCAGCCAAGGAGCAAGCUCACAUCGAAAAAGCGCGAGAAUAUCUUGACAAGAUAGACAAGCUAGCCGAUGAGAAAGUCCGGCUUGCCACUCGACUAGAGAAGCUCAUGGUCAAAGCCGUCGGCCGCCUGGACUAUGAUCUUCACAGGAUCCGUAGAAUAUCAGGCGACACGUUCCCCGAACCAUCGAUAUUGGCACCCGUUCGAGCUACCGCUGUCAUUGGGCAUAAUCCUAUGUACACUCAAUCUUCUGUACAUCUCCCAGAAGCUGUGAUUUCUGCACCCUCACCAGUCCCUGCUGUACGAGAAACAAAACGAAGGCGUCUUGAUAAGACCGCUAGCGUUCUUUCGGGAAUCAAUAAUUCGCCCAUUACUCUAACUCAUGUUACCGGUUCUCGAGGUCGCAGCACGCCACAACAAGCCCAUAUUCCUGCUGCAUCGCCUGCGCCACCAUCUCGAAGGCGUGAAGCAACCCGAUCUGUGCCCGUGGAGGAUAUGGAAGCCGACGAGGAUGCUGGGGAUGGAGACGCUAAUGAUGGUGAUGGGGCUGAUGAUGACACACCCUACUGCUACUGUCAGAAACCAUCCUACGGAGAGAUGAUCGGUUGCGAUAAUCCUACCUGUCAAUAUGAAUGGUUCCACCUAUCUUGUCUAGGCCUCAAGUCAUCACCGAAAGGCGCAUGGUUUUGUGACGACUGUGCCGCUAAUCGCGGCGGGGCGGAUCAAGUUGUGGAGAAGGGGAGAAAACGCGCGAGAUGA
Cantharellus anzutake is the source of this 951-nucleotide messenger RNA. RefSeq lists its product as uncharacterized. The record is from RefSeq and is a predicted model, not a curated record. The transcript has 6 exons. NCBI's taxonomy places the organism in Eukaryota, Fungi, Basidiomycota, Agaricomycetes, Cantharellales, Hydnaceae. Gene Ontology annotation, biological process: regulation of DNA-templated transcription. Gene Ontology annotation, cellular component: nucleus. Bases 1 to 951 code for a protein of 316 amino acids.